ACAUGCUGCUGCUGCUCCUGCUGGUGGUUGGCAGCUGCGCCACCGCCGCGUCUGCGCAGAACGACAGCUUCCCCGAUGACUUCCUGUUCGCCGUCUCCACCGCCGCCUAUCAGAUAGAGGGCGCCUGGGACGCCGACGGCAAGGGGGAAAACAUCUGGGACAGGAUGACUCACGAGCACCCAGACUACGUGGAUGACGGAUCUAACGGCGAUGUGGCCUGCGAUUCUUAUCACAAGUACGAAGAGGACGUGGAGAUGAUCAAGUCCCUAGGGGUUGACAUUUACCGUUUCUCCAUUUCCUGGGCACGGGUACUCCCCUUGGGUGACGUCAGUCAAGUCAACCCAUUGGGCGUGGAGUACUACAACAAACUAAUCGACCUGCUGAUUGCCAAUGGAAUUGAACCUAUGGUGACCAUGUACCACUACGACCUGCCGCAGUACCUGCAGGACAUCGGCGGCUGGCCUAACCCAGUUCUGGCGGACUAUUUUCGGGAGUACGCUCGCUUCCUCUUUGAUACGUAUGGAGACAGGGUAAAGUGGUGGCUGACGUUCAACGAGCCGACCUCGAUCUGCAUGGGCUACGGCCAGUACCGCAUGAAGGCGCCGGCGGUGAACGCACACGGCUUUGGGGACUACCAGGCGGCGCACACCAUGCUCCGAGCCCACGCCAUGGCGUACCGCGUCUACGACCAGCAGUACCGGCCUACCCAGGGAGGGCAACUCAGUAUUACGCUCAACUCAAACUUCUACCACCCGGCCACCAAUUCAUCAGAAGACAUCGAGGCUGCUGAAAGGGCCUUGCAGUUUAAUCUCGGCUGGUUUGCUCAUCCAAUUUACACCUCAGACGGCGACUACCCAGCGGUCAUGAAGGAGCGGAUCUACAAUAACAGCAUCAAGGACGGCAUCUGGAUCUCUCGGCUACCUCAGUUCACGGCGCAAGAGAUCGCUGACCUCAAGGGCUCGGCGGACUACUUCUCGCUGAACCACUACACGACAAGCCUGGCAGAGGACGGCGAGCAAGCUGACCAGUACCCUUCGCACGAGUGGGACACGGGCGUCGUCACCUCGUUUGACCCGAGCUGGCCCAACUCCUCCUACAACAUCAUGAAGGUUGUGCCCUGGGGCUUUCGCGGCCUUCUGAAGUGGGUCGCCAACGAGUACGAUACUAAGAUGGGAAUAUUCAUUACCGAGAACGGAUUUGCAGACACAGGAGAAAUCAACGAUACCGGUCGUCAAAAUUAUUACACGUCGUACUUGAGGGAGAUGCUAAACGCCAUGUACCUCGAUGGUGUCAACGUCAUUGGUUACACAGCGUGGAGUCUUCUAGACAACUACGAAUGGAUGAGAGGAUACACGUUGAAAUUUGGCCUGUAUCACGUGGAUUUCAACGACCCCAACAGGACCCGGACGCCGAAGGCCUCUGCCGCCAUGUUCAGGGAGAUAGUUGCAACGCACACACUUCCUGACAGCGGAGCUGCGAUGACUUCGAGUCAUUUUGUGUAGGAAAUGUAGGAACCAGUAGCCUGCCGAUAUUCUUACUAAACUAUAUGAUCAGUUUCGAGCGACACUUUCAUUUCGAAGAAAUCAGCGCAUUUACUGCGAGUCAUUCAACUCGAUCGGGACAAGAUUGAGAACUAAAACGUCAUUAACUCGGAGGUAUACAAAUUUGGAAGUCGACACUGACAACAUGGUGAACUAAUAGAGGAAAUAUGGGAAUAUCACUUAGAUUGGUAUGACUUUGUUAUGUACGAAUUCGUUUUCAGAAAUUCACCGACUGCUUUUCCUUGUGACAUGAGGAACAAGACAGUUUUACAGUGGUCUAUUAUGUGGAUGACCGAUACAUUAAUACAAUUAGUACUGGAUUGUGCUUCUAGUUAGUACUGUAAAACGAGUAAUACAUUUGAAACGCACGUAUACAGUAAAUGUAAUACUGAAUACACACAGUAAUUUGAAUGUCACUUUUAGACUAAGAGAUCAUCGAAGAGCUCCUAAGUCGGAGUAACGAAAUGUAAUAAUGAAGAUUGUGUGUGUUAGAAACUGAUCAUUACUAGAAUAUAAUCAGGCCAUUGGUGACAGAACGACAUUAGUAGUAAAUGAAUGGCAUCCACA
Molecule: messenger RNA, 2108 nt
Organism: Schistocerca cancellata (South American locust)
Lineage: Eukaryota; Metazoa; Arthropoda; Insecta; Orthoptera; Acrididae
Product: myrosinase 1-like
Exons: 11
Coding region: 3-1502 (499 amino acids)
Biological process (GO): carbohydrate metabolic process
Molecular function (GO): beta-glucosidase activity
Source: RefSeq, a predicted model, not a curated record